CAUAGGUUUUGCACGUCAUACGGCUUUCGUGUUGUUGACAGAAAACGCCGUUGCAAGAGUACAGAAAAACUUUGCAGAAAUCAACUAUUUCCGGAGAACUGUGAGUUAUGCGCUUCUUAUUUUGACGCACAGAUGCUGAUAGUGUGAAAAUAUGCUCACCAAGUUUGAAACCAAGAGUGCAAGGGUGAAAGGCCUAUCCUUCCACACCAAAAGACCAUGGAUAUUGGUGAGCCUGCACAGCGGGGUGAUCCAGCUAUGGGACUACCGCAUGUGUACGCUGGUGGACAAGUUUGAUGACCACGAGGGGCCCGUGAGGUCCGUGUGUUUCCACGAGCAACAGCCGCUCUUCGUGUCGGGCGGCGACGACUACAAGAUCAAGGUCUGGAACUACAAGUUGCGCCGUUGUCUCUUCACCCUCUUGGGUCACCUGGACUACAUCCGCACCGUGGAGUUCCACCAGGAGUAUCCAUGGAUCCUGUCAGCCAGCGACGACCAGACCAUCAGGCUGUGGAACUGGCAGUCCCGGCAGUGCGUUAGCAUCCUGACGGGCCACAACCAUUACGUUAUGUGCGCACGCUUCCAUCCUACGCAGGACCUCAUCGUGUCUGCCUCCCUCGACUCCAGCGUCCGAGUCUGGGACAUUUCUGGUAUCGUGACAACAGCUGGGCUUGGGGGCAGCAAUUCUCAGGAGGGUCUACGCAGCAAGAACGUAGCCCCUGGUCUGGGUUCCUCUCUCCUCGACGAGCACCCCAGUCUCCCGCACCAGUUCAGCGGGCGUGGUGGUGGUGGUGGUAGCCACAGUCGCACCACCCCGGAGCUCUUCAGCAGCGGUGACGCGGUGGUCAAACAUGUGCUCGAGGGGCAUGACAGGGGUGUUAACUGGGCAGCAUUCCACCCAACCCUGCCGCUCCUGCUCUCCGGCAGUGAUGACCGCCUCGUUAAACUCUGGAGGAUGAGUGAGACGAAGGCGUGGGAGGUUGACACGUGUCGUGGUCACUACAACAACGUCUCUUGUGUGAUGUUCCACCCUCGUCAGGAGCUUAUCCUCUCCAACGGAGAGGACAAGAGCAUCCGCGUGUGGGACCUGGCCAAGCGCGUGUGUCUCCACACCUUCAGGAGAGACGAUGACAGGUUUUGGGUGAUGGCCGCCCACCCCACGCUGAACCUGUUCGCCGCAGGGCACGACAGCGGCAUGAUGGUCUUCAAGCUCGAGCGAGAGCGUCCUGCCUACGCCCUCAACGGCAACCUUCUCUACUACGUCAAGGAGAGGUUUCUGCGUCGGCUUGACCUGACCAAGAACAAGGAUGUGGCCAUAAUGCAGCUCAGGACCACAGGACGCAUGACUCCUCCGUACUCCUUGGCUUACAAUCCUGCGGAGAACAGCGUGCUAGUCACCACCCGCAACACCAACACUGACAACUCCUGCUAUGAUCUCUACCAGGUACCAAAGGAAGAGUCUGCUGGAGAAACCACAACUCCCACGGAAGCCGCGGAAUCUAAACGCGCUGGAGGCUUCACCGCCGUGUGGGUGGCGAGGAACCGGUUUGCUGUCAUGGACAAACAUCACCAGGUGACCAUCAAAAAUCUCCAGAAUGAAAUAACGAAGAAGGUGGCAAUUCCGUCUAACGUAGACGAAAUCUACUACGCCGGCACCGGCAUGCUGCUGCUCCGUGACCCCGAGAACAUGUCCAUGUUCGACAUCCAGCAGAAACGUAUCAUGGGCACAGCGCGGGUAGCCAAAUGUCGCUACGUCGUUUGGAACAACAACCUCAGCAUUGCCGCGAUGCUCUGCAAGCAUAACAUUACCAUCCUUAACCGUAAGAUGGAACGUCUCUGUUCAUUUACAGAAACAAGUCGUGUCAAGUCCGGAGCUUGGGACGACAGUGGGGUUUUCAUCUACACGACCAGCAAUCACAUUAAGUAUGCCCUCACAAAUGGCGAUACGGGCAUCAUCCGGACCCUGGACCUUCCCGUGUACAUCACACGUGUUCAGGGUACCUCCGUAUACUGCUUGGACCGUGAGCCUAGCCCCCGUGUGAUGACCAUCGAUCCCACCGAGUACAAAUUCAAGUUGGCCUUGGUGCAACGCAAGUACGAUGAAGUACUGCAGAUGGUACGAGGAGCUAAGCUCGUUGGUCAGUCCAUCAUCGCCUACCUCCAGAAGAAGGGCUACCCUGAAGUUGCGCUCCACUUUGUCAAAGAUGAAAGAACCAGGUUCUUGCUGGCUCUGGAAUGCGGCAACGUGGAUGUGGCACUCGAGGCAGCUAAAGCUUUGGAUGACAAAGCAUGCUGGGAGAAACUCGCUGAACAUGCACUCAUGCACGGCAACCACCCCGUGGUGGAGUACUGUUUCCAGCAGACUAAGAACUACGACAAGCUCUCGUUCCUCUACCUCAUCACCGGUAACCUGGCCAAGCUCAAACGUAUGAUGAAGAUCAAUGAGAUCCGCAAAGAUUACGAAGGAUGGUACACCAACGCCCUGUACCUUGGUGAUGCCAGUGAGCGAGUACGUGUUCUCAAGUCUUUGGGACGCACGCAACUGGCACUUUUGACAGCCAAGACGCAUGGACUCGAACAGGAGGUCGAGAGUCUCGCCAGUAGCUGCGACAUUGAGGUGCAAGUGGCCCCAGACGCGACUCUGCUUCAGCCGCCCGUCCCCGUGUACUCCUCUGGCGACGCCCCUUGGCCGGCGCUCACUAAAGCAAAGGGCUUCUUUGACGCCGCACCUUCAGGAUCUGGUGCCUCGAAAACCACUACAUCCGCUGCCAUCUUCGGUGAUGAAGAGGAUGUCGUGGCUACUGCAGGGGAUGGUUGGGGAGAAGAUUCUGAUGAGGAGGUGACCGCAGCUGCUGCUGCUGCUGGGGGAAGUGGGGAAGAGAAAGGGGAAGGAGGAUGGGAUGUGGAUGACGAUGACCUGGAGCUUCCACCUGAUCUCGACGUGUCUGUUGCUGCAGGCACCGCCACGGACGGCAGCGGCUACUACGUUCCACCGCCGCGUGCACCGCCCCCAUCGCAGGGCUGGAGUCAGCGCAGUCAGCUCGCCAUCGAUCACGUCAUUGCUGGGUCCUUUGAGUCUGCCGCCCGCCUUCUGCACCAACAAGUUGGAGUGGUGAACUUCGAGCCUUACCGCGCACUGUUCCUGGCGAGCUACUCACACUCGCGCACGAGCUUCCCUGGCGCCGUGGGGUUGCCUUCUCUGCUCGCGUAUCCUGCGCGCAACUGGCGCGCCGCCGCGCAGAAAGAUCAGCUUCCUGUACUUGGCCUCACGCUGCGCUCCUGUAUGGACAAACUUAAGGAAGCGUCGCAGCUGACGACGGUAGCCAAGUUCACGGAGGCGGUCGCGGAGUUCCAGGCUGUGCUGCUCUGCGCGCCGCUCCUCGCUGUCGACACGCGUCAGGAGGUAACGGAAGCGCAGAACUUGGUUCGUAUCUGCAAGGAGUAUCUGGUGGGCAUUCAGAUGGAGCUGCAGCGCAAGACUCUUGGCAAGACGUCGCCUGAAGACAUCAAACGAUCACUCGAGAUGGCGGCUUACUUCACUCACAGCGACCUGCAGCCCGGCCAUCAGAUAUUGACGCUGCGCACCGCCGUCAACCUCGCCUUCAAGCUCAAGAACUACAAGAUGGCAAUGAGCUUUGGUCGCCGUCUUCUUAAUCUUGGACCGCGACCUGAGGUUGCCCAGACGAUCCGUAAAGUAUUGCAGGCGAGUGAAAAGAACCCCGUGGACGCAAUAGAAGUUCAGUACGACGAGCAUAACCCGUUCAACAUUUGCGCCAUGUCCUACGUGCCCAUCUACAGGGGCAAGCCUGAGGUGACGUGCCCCUUGUGUGGGGCGUCUUACCUGCCUGAGUAUGCUGGAAAACUUUGCCGUGUUUGCACCGUAGCAGAAAUCGGCAAGGACUGCAUUGGCAUGAGGGUUUCGCAACUUCAGUUCCGGUAAAUCGAGAGUUUUCAAGCAGUUCGAUGAAUUUUGUUCGCAUAUUGAUAAGAGAUUAAGGGAUAUCAUGAUUAAAAAGAUGGUUGAGAUUGCCGCUAGAGGCACCAAUUGAAAUCAGUGAAAUAGAUGAUUUUUCCUCAACAUAUUAAAUUUUUAGCGUGGAGCAAAAAAGAAAAUAGCAACGCGUCGUGUGGAUUUCAUGUAUUCUGUUUACUUUCAGUUAACACCUCUUGGAUGUUAUAAGAAGGGCUAUGUGGGUUGUAUACAUUUCUUCCAGCUACUAGGUGAAGUAAAUGCACUAAGAGGCAAUAAAAUUACUAAAUGGAUUUUCAACUCUUAUUUAUAGAUGACAAAUAUAUACAAUCCACUUUAUUUUAAUUUUCUAUUCUCGUACUUCUGUUGUUCGUUCAUACAUAAUUUAUGCUAUCAGUUCUAUUAUAAAACAUCGAGAUUU
This is a messenger RNA of Hyalella azteca, 4388 nucleotides long. RefSeq names its product coatomer subunit alpha (gene alphaCOP). The coding region runs from base 152 to 3937 and encodes 1261 amino acids. Gene Ontology annotation, biological process: intra-Golgi vesicle-mediated transport; endoplasmic reticulum to Golgi vesicle-mediated transport; retrograde vesicle-mediated transport, Golgi to endoplasmic reticulum. NCBI's taxonomy places the organism in Eukaryota, Metazoa, Arthropoda, Malacostraca, Amphipoda, Hyalellidae. The transcript is spliced from 20 exons. Gene Ontology annotation, cellular component: COPI vesicle coat. The record is from RefSeq and is a predicted model, not a curated record. Gene Ontology annotation, molecular function: structural molecule activity; protein binding.